This is a messenger RNA of Punica granatum (pomegranate), 1050 nucleotides long. Lineage: Eukaryota; Viridiplantae; Streptophyta; Magnoliopsida; Myrtales; Lythraceae. The record is from RefSeq and is a predicted model, not a curated record.
UCCGAAUAUCUCCUCCUCCUCCAUCUGCUGAGAAGCACCGGACGGGUGCCCCAAACAACACUGAAUCCUCUCCGACAGCUUUUCUCCGUGCGAUACCCGAGAAGAGAGACGCCGGAGAUGGACGCCGGAGACAUGGACAUGGACGCGACGGAGACCACCGAGACAGAGCUGAACGACAUGAAGAAGCGGCUCAAGGAGAUGGAGGACGAGGCAGCUGCUCUCCGCGAGAUGCAGGCCAAGGUCGAGAGGGAGAUGGGCUCUGGACAAGAUGCUAAUGCUGUUGCAUCUCAAGCAAAUAGAGAAGAAGUAGACUCGCGAUCCAUCUUUGUUGGUAAUGUGGAUUAUGCUUGUACCCCGGAGGAAGUGCAGCAGCAUUUUCAAUCCUGUGGAACUGUAAACAGAGUCACGAUCCGUACUGACAAAUAUGGGCAGCCAAAGGGCUACGCCUAUGUUGAGUUCCUGGAGCCAGAGGCAGUCCAAGAAGCUCUUCUGCUUAAUGAAUCUGAACUCCAUGGUCGUCAAUUGAAGGUCACUGCUAAGCGAACCAACAUACCUGGGAUGAAGCAGUUCCGGCCUCGUCGACCUAAUCCUUACAUGUUCAGGGGCCCUUAUAUGCCCCCUUACUACUCUCCAUAUGGAUAUGGGAAAUUCCCGAGAUUUAGAAUGCCGAUGCGGUACAGUCCCUAUUACUGAUAUCAAAUUGUCUCGGGCUUGUAGAUGGUGGGAUGCUCUCUGGAGGAAUGCCCUGUUUUGGCCUGUAUCUUCUCGCGCGUGAUGAUGGGAUGAUGAUUCAGCGUGAAGAUUCCCGUGAUAUAUGUACGAGGAUGGGAUGAGUAUUUUAGUUUGUGAUGACGCCAUUUAAUUCGACUGAGAUGUUUGCGAACUGUUGGAUAUUACUUUUUAUGCACUGUUUGGUACUUAGUUUCCAUAAAACUCAGCAACCCUUUCUGGUUAAGGUAGGAACCUUUCGCUCGAAACUCAGUCUUGCCAUGAUUCGGUGAGAAUGACAGAGCAGAGUAUUCUUGAAUGUUGAUUGUUCAGUUUACGUCA